AUGGAGAGGAAUGGGGAGGGAUCCAGUGGCCACAGCGAUGGACUGGUAAGAUGCGCUGCGUGGAUCUACCCAAGGACGGAGAAGCAGCACUACUACGGGAGGAAGAGGCAGGAGGGGACGGAGCGGCAGCGGGGGAGUCUGGUGGUGAUGGGGCGGGCGGCGAGUCGCUCCUCGCCGCCCGUCCUGGAGAUCUUCGCCUUCGAUCCGAAGACCACAUCCCUCUCGGCAUCGCCCGUGGUGAGAUUUCUUUCUUUGUUUUCCGCUCUCUCCGAUCGCCUCCGCCGUGGAGCGGUCGGGUCGUUAGGGUUCUUCUCUUAUUGGUGUACAUCCAGGGGGUAUGUGUGAUCGAUGGGAACCCGCUGGGCGUCGCGGUGCACCCCAGUGGAAACGAGCUCGUCUGCUCUACUGCCAACGGCUGCAAGUAGGUUCUGAAGUCCCUCUUUCUCCCUGUCAUUUUUGGAACGUACUGGUGGCAUCUUCACAGUGAGGCCGUGCAUAAUUUACCAUAAACUCAGGAAUGAACAUCUCAUCCUUCAGUGGAUGAUUUAGCUCCGUCCAGCUCACAUUUGUGAUUUCCCAAGACGUAAAAAGGUUGUUUAACAUAUGGAUGACAUUGUUGUUCAGUCGAUUUCUCUCAUUUAAGAAAUGUGUAUUCCUCUGGAGAGUUGAUUCGUGAAAUAUGAUGAGAACCAAUGGCUCAAAUCAUUAAGGGUUGCAGAGAUCCUACACAUAUUCUAGCUUUAUUCCCAUUGAUUUUAUUUUCUCUUUUCUUUAUGUAUAUAAAAUUUUCAAAUCAAUUUUCUAAAGUGAAUUUAAUUUUUUUGAUAAAGAAUGUUUUGCAACCUAAAGAAAAAGUAUCGUUCAGUAGAGUUUUAGAAAGACUAAGAUCACUAGGAAAAAUCUUACACUCCCUAAGUUUGCCCCGUUUUUUUUUUUUUUUUUUUUUUUUUGUAAAUCUAAGCGGUGCUAUCAUUGUAUAGAAGAAAAAUGUCAAAUUUUGACAUAAAAUACACAAGAUCAGAUCUGAAGAAAUGUACCAGCUAAAGAUACAAACCUAGGAUUGAAAAGGCAGUGGAGAAGGAUGCUCCUGGCCAACAGCUUAUAACUUUACAUCAUGUUUUCAUAAUUAUGAUCUUCUAUUAUGAUGUUUGCAACAGAACACGAACCAAUCUCCUUGCCUGGCGCACUGUGAUGAUUCUCUCUUGUUCCAUAUCAGACGGGAUAAACCUCAUUUUUCUGGAUAGUACUAGAACAGGCUUAGUCUUUACAUUAUGUCAUGGAGGUCAGGAAUAGAUGUGUUGAUGGUACAUUUAUAAAUUACACUUAUGGGUUAUAUUAGUUUUAAAAUAUUUCCAGCUAAAAUCAUUUUAAUCCCUCUUGUUAUGCCCAGAGAAGGUUAGCAAGAGACUAAUCUUUCACUCCACAGAUCAUUUGAGCUUCAGGGCCACGAUUCCAAUGUAAAGCUGGUGCCCAAGGAACUGAACCCCCUUCAGGCCGCUGGUCCUCAAAAGUGUUUGGCAUUUAGCACCGACGGUUCAAAAUUUGCUUCUGGUGGAGAGGUAAAAAUGGGUUUUUAUGAGAUGAAUUUUCUCUUUCCUGAGGUAGAUAGUGGCCAAUUGGUCUCUCGAGGUAACCUUCAAAAGCAGUUUUUAAAGGUCACUGCUGGAUAAAGAUAAAAUUUCUAUAUUUGAUGAAUAAAUCUGCAUGGACAAUUUUUUUUUCAUGAAGACCCAAUUCAGCUAUGAAUUCAUAAUGUUUUUACGACAAAAAAUAAUAUUCUCUCUCUAUGUAAAUUUUUUAGGAUGGACAUCUUAGGAUUUUUGACUGGCCAAGUUUUCGUAUCAUUCUGGAUGAACCAAAAGCUCAUAAAUCCUUCAGGGAUAUGGAUAUCAGGUGAGACACUGCUAUCUUAUUCAAAAUAUUCUGCUUAUUCAAAAUAUUAUGCAGUGAAAAAGUUUCUGUUGAUUGGGGUUGUAUUGGUUCAACAUUUGCUUUUCAUUUACUGGUUUGACAAUGCAAAAAAUAAUGCAUGGUGGUUCAAGAUUUAAAUAGUAAUGAAUGUUUCAAUAUCUGAAAUUCACUUAUUUGGUAGGAGAGACUUUUAUCUUCAUGGCUUGUUUCGAAUUAUCAUGUUUCACACCUGAUAUUCUGACACAACCAUGCUAAGUUAGUGUAUUAAUAUAAAAACUUAAUGAAACAAAUAAUCACUAUGAUAAUCUGAAAAUAGAGAAAAUAAAUAAAUUAGGAACAAGUUCAAAAUCCGUGUCACAUGAGCCAUGCAGUCCAUGUUGCAAAGAAUGUUGAAUUAAUGUAGCUAGUUUUUGAAUUAGUAUGGUUUAAUUUUACAAGCAUCAGUGAAAUUAAACACAUGACUUUCUGCGAGUGCUUGAAAUUUGGUAAAUUACAAACCUCACAUCUUUGUCAUCUUUCUAAAGAGGUUGUUGAUACCCCCACCAAUAUUAUCUAUUUUCCUAAGGGAUUUGCAACUAACAUCUAUUCUCAUAAUUUACUUCUCGUUUUCGUUGGAUGUAUAUGUUGGUUUACUUUCACUUCAUAUUUCAGCUUAGAUUCCGAGUUUUUGUCAUCCACAUCUGUUGAUGGUACAGCACGAAUAUGGAAGAUCAGUGAUGGUGUUCCGCCAACAACUUUAACCCGUGACUCGGUAAACAUCUUGUUCAAGUGCGAUUAUUGACUCUAUUAUGAUUCUGUACAAUGACUUGUACCUUCUUUUUACACACUUUUAUCCAUAACAGGAUGAGAAGUUCGAAUGCUGUCGUUUUUCCAGGGAUGGGAGCAAGCCAUUCCUUUUUUGCACUGUUCAGAAAGGUUUUGACUUUUUUUUUUUCAAUAUGAAAUAGUUGUCUGAAUUUUCUUUUCAAAGAAUAUUUAUCUGAUUCUAUCUCAUGCAAAAUUUAAAAUAGGUAAUAAAGUGGUCACUACCGUUUGGGACAUUAGCACGUGGAAAAAAAUUGGAUUCAAGAGGCUGCUUGGAAAGCCUAUUUCCACCCUUUCGAUUAGCCUGGAUGGAAAGUAUCUUGCAUUGUAAGUACUCAAACUAUUCAAAUGCAGAUCUCCGUAAAAUUUUCCUCCUUAUGGGCCAUGCGAAAUAAUUAUUUCAUUUGCUAGUUUGUGACUUCUAUGCAUCUGUUUUGUCUUGGAGAUCAUAUAUAUAUUUUUUAGGUUGAAAAAUAUCCUUUUAUGUUUUAUUGAAUAAUUUUCAAUUUUAAAGAAAAGAUGGUGGAUUGCCUUAUUGAAGAAAGAGAGCAUCAAGAUUCUCAUCAAACAUCAAGAUUUUUGUGAGGGUUUCAAGAUUUGACAGGCUCUACCAAUCAUCAUAAAAUAUUCCAUCUUCAAUAGUAAUAAAAUAGGUUUUUUUCUUUCUUGAGAAUUUCUAUUUCAGGAAAAUUAGCCAUGAUGACUUCUUAGGUGUUUACCCUUGUGUGUCCGGUAUGAAUACCCAAGUCUUACUGAUGUUCUAGCGGUCCAUCCCUAUAUUUUGUUCUGAGUUGACUUUGGCUCAUAGUGUUGACCUCUGUGCAUUGGGUUCUUUGCUUCGUCAAGAAGUCACAAUCCCCUACUCGUUUGAAAUGGCAAAAACUCCUACACAUCCUCCAUCACGAUUUACUCCGAGUGUCAGCCCGUACUUCUUGUCAAUUUAUUUAUUUACCUUAUUUUAUACUAUAAUUAUAAAUAUUUGGCAUAUUAAAUUGAUUUAAUGAGACAACUAGAUUAUAUUUUUUAUUAAACAUCUUCCCUUUUAAUGAAAGGCUGAUUUUUCUAAUAGUAUCCACUAAACGUGAGUGUCACGGCUAAGAGGUCCAAGGCAUCAUCUAACAGUGGUAAGAUGAUGCCUUACUACUGUUAUCAGUAUUGCAAUACUUCAGUGAAAAUACUACUUGUGAUACUUUUAUUUUAUUACUAUUUUUACUUUAAUUCAGCGAGAAUUUCGUAUUUUAGGCAUAUUUUCCGACUUUCACAUCAUUAGCAUAAGAUUUUUCUUUGUUUUCUCUGAAAUUUUGUGCAGUAAUAUUGAUUGAAUAAACUACAGAACUGAAGUAGAUAUUAUUUUUAUGAUUCAAGAGCUGAUGUGUUAUUGAAUCUAAUGCAACAUUUUUAGCAUUAUGAUUACAGGGUAGUUACUGAUCAUAAAUAAUUUAUUGAAUUUUUAGUGAUUAUAAAUCUUUUUAAACAUAAAUACGAGAAUUUUCUCUGUUGUUAUUUUUUUUUCCCGGUUCAUGGUAUUUUCUCAUGAAAAAUAUUCUCUGGAGUAUGAACUGUUGUUGACUAGUAUUUGAUGCAGGGGUAGCAAUGAUGGGGAUAUAUGUGUGGUUGAGGUGAGCAGGAUGGCCGUCUGCCAUUGGAGCAAGAAGCUCCAUCUCGGUUCUCGCAUCUCAGUUAUUGACUUUUGUCCAACGGAAAGGUUGACUUUUUAUCAGAAGCGUGCCUCCUCCAUUUAUAAAUGAAUUAGUACGGCUUGCGGCUCUCCUUUUUCCUCCUCUCAACAAAGAACGACCCGCUCUCAUGCUUCUCUCUCUGUGUUCCGUGAUUCUUCACCUGUUCUUGGCAAUACAUGAGAGAAGAAGGCUAAUUGCUUGAUGAUCUCUCUCUCUCUCUCUAUUUCACUCUCAUUUCAGCUCUUCUCCCUUCCAAUCUAAUUCCCAAUUGGGCACAGUCAGCCAUUUCUGUAUCCAUUCUAGCUUGCCACAAUCAUUAUUGGUCCUGUAUCCUGUUCACUGGUUCCGCUGUUCAUACUCGUGCUCUCCUUCGUGCAGGGUUUUUCUUUCCAAUUCAAAUCAAUGGGGCGCAGCUGUUACGAAGAUGAACGUGCCAGCUGAUUGGAAAGGUCUCUCUCUCUCUCUCUCUCUCUCUCUCUCUCUCUCUCUCUCUCUCUCUCUCUCUCUCUCUCUCUCUCCCUCUCUCUCCUCUCUCUCUCUCUCUCCCUCUCUCUCUCUCUCCCCCUCUCUUCCUCUCUCUCUUCCUCUCUCUCUCUCUCCCCCUCUCUCUCUCUCUCCCCCUCUCUUCCUCUCUCUCUUCCUCUCUCUCUCUUUCUCUCCCUCUCUUCCUCUCUCUCCCCCUCUCUUCCUCUCUCUCUUCCUCUCUCUCUCUCUCCCUCUCUUCCUUUCUCUCUUCCUCUCUCUCCCUCUCUUCCUUUCUCUCUUCCUCUCUCUCUCCCUCUCUUCCUUUCUCUCUUCCUCUCUCUCUCCCUCUCUUCCUUUCUCUCUUCCUCCCCCCUCUCUCUCUCUCCCUCUCUCUCUCUCUCUCUCUCUCCUCUCUCUCUCCUCUCUCUCUCCCUCUCUCUCCUUCUCUCUCUCUCUCCUCCUCUCUUCCUCUUUCUCUCUCUCUCUCUCUCUCUCCCUCUCUCUCCCCUCUCUUCCUCUCUCUCUCUCUCCCCCUCUCUUCCUCUCUCUCUCUCUCUCCCCUCUCUUCCUCUCUCUCUCCCCUCUCUUCCUCUCUCUCUCUCUCCCCUCUCUUCCUCUCUCUCUCUCCCCCCUCUCUUCUCUCUCUCUCUCUCCCCCUCUCUUCCUCUCUCUCUCCCUCUCUUCCCCUCUCUCUCUCUCUCUUUCUCUUCCUCUCUCCCUCUCUUCCCUCUCUCUCUCUCUCUCUCUCUCUCUCUCUCUCUCUCUCUCUCUCUCUCUCUCUCUCUCUCUCUCUCUCUCUCUCUCUCUCUCUCUCCCCCCCCCCUCUCUCUGUCUUCUUCUCUCACUACCUUCUAUAUGCAGAGUGGCAGGUGUACUUGGUGUUGCUGGGGCUGUUCCUCGUUUCACUCGUUGCAUUCUACAUACUGCACCAGCACUCCGACUCGUUCUGGAAUGUGCCCACCGGAAGAGUUGACCAAACUGCUAAACCAUCGCUGACCCAGACCAUCGUCAGCGACCUCGAGGCCUCCGAUGACCAGAGUGCCUGGUGA
Messenger RNA from Spirodela intermedia, 5908 nucleotides. NCBI's taxonomy places the organism in Eukaryota, Viridiplantae, Streptophyta, Magnoliopsida, Alismatales, Araceae. The record is from the annotation of a GenBank genome assembly.